Messenger RNA from Perca flavescens (yellow perch), 2031 nucleotides. RefSeq names its product acyl-CoA synthetase bubblegum family member 1 (gene acsbg1). Gene Ontology annotation, molecular function: long-chain fatty acid-CoA ligase activity. Gene Ontology annotation, cellular component: endoplasmic reticulum; membrane. The transcript is spliced from 13 exons. NCBI's taxonomy places the organism in Eukaryota, Metazoa, Chordata, Actinopteri, Perciformes, Percidae. The record is from RefSeq and is a predicted model, not a curated record.
AUGGAUCUGCUGAAUGAGAGGACUGGAAAGCAAAACAAAGAAGAGGAGUUAGCUGGCACACCUCUUGCUCAAGCUCAUUCUCUUUGGACCACAGAUGCUAAGGGCUCAGUAAUACUGAGAAUAGAAGAAGGAUGUCCAGAGGAACCUGUUACAGUUCACCAAAUGUUCAAAGCCUCAGUUGAAAAAUAUGGAAACAUGUACGCACUUGCCAGCAAGAAAAAUGACAAAUGGGAAAAGAUCACUUUCUUAGAAUAUUAUCAACUCUGCCGCAGAGCAGCCAAGAGCUUUAUAAAGCUUGGUUUAAAGCGAUUCCAUGGAGUGGCAAUACUAGGAUUCAAUUCAGCAGAAUGGUUCUUCUCUGCAGUCGGAGCCAUCAUGGCAGGGGGAACAAUGACAGGAAUUUAUGCCACAAACUCACCUGAAGCUUGCCAAUAUGUGGCUAGUGACUCCAAAGCCAACAUUAUUGUGGUGGAAAACCAAAAGCAAUUGGAUAAAAUCCUGCAGAUACGUGAUAGUCUGCCCCACUUGAAAGCCAUAGUACAGUACAGUGGAUACCCCAUGGAGAAGAUCUCCAAUCUUUACUCUUGGGAGGAGUUCAUGGAGCUGGGUCUGGAAGUUUCUGAGAAAGAGCUGGAUGACAUCAUCGCCAGCCAGAGGGCCAACCAAUGCUGCGUCCUGAUCUACACCUCUGGCACCACCGGCAAGCCGAAGGGAGUCAUGCUCAGUCAAGACAAUAUCACAUGGACCGCCAAUCAUGCCAGCAGGGCCGGAGACUUGCAGCCAGCCGACACUAAACAGGAGUCACUAGUGAGCUACCUGCCUCUCAGCCACAUCGCCGCUCAGAUCUAUGAUCUCUGGGCAGGCAUCCAGUGGGGUGAGCUGGUAUACUUUGCACAGCCAGAUGCCUUAAAGGGAAGCCUGAUAACAACUCUGCGAGAAGUUUGUCCUACAUCCCACAUGGGUGUCCCACGGGUAUGGGAGAAAAUGAUGGAGAAAAUAAAACAGGCAAUUAGUGAGUGUGGAUAUGUGAAAAAGAAGCUGGUGACAUGGGCAAUGUCAGUCAGUCUGGAAGCCAAUCAAACAUGUACACAAAAGUAAGUGGUGAUGAAACUUAACUUUUAUGAUGAGAAACCAUUCCUCUUUACCAUUGCUGACAGCCUUGUGCUGCAGAGGCUUCGGGCUGAGCUGGGCCUGUCUUGCUGUCAGAAGUUUUUCUCUGGAGCAGCACCGAUCGGUAGUGAAACAGUGGAGUUUUUCCUUGGCCUGAAUAUCUGGUUGUAUGAGGCAUAUGGCAUGAGUGAGAGCACAGGACCUCACUUUAUGUCAGGUCCCAAAGCUUACAAACUACCAAGCUGUGGUAAAGUGGUGCCUGGCUGUCGAUACAAAAUGGCCAACAUAGACUCUGAGAAAGGCGAAAUUUGCUUUUGGGGACGUAACAUAUUCAUGGGUUACCUCAACAUGGAAGACAAAACAAGAGAAGCUUUGGAUGAAGAUGGGUGGCUGCAUUCUGGAGACCUAGGCAAGAUAGACGAAGAGGGUUUCUUGUACAUCACAGGGCGAAUAAAAGAGCUAAUCAUCACAGCUGGAGGGGAGAAUGUUCCCCCUCUUCCCAUAGAGGAAGCAGUGAAGAAGGAGCUACCUAUCAUCAGCAAUGCCAUGCUCAUUGGGGACAAGAGGAAAUUCUUGUCAAUGCUUUUAACACUGAAGUGUUGUAGCAAUAUAGAAACCAUGGAGCCAACAGAGGAGCUGAGUAUGGAGGCUGUGGAGCUUUGCCAACAGCUAGGAAGCCAAGCAACCAAGGUGUCUGACAUCAUUGGGGGAAAAGACAAAGACGUGUACCGGACCAUUCAAGAAGGAAUCAACAGGGUCAACGCUGCAGCCACCUCUAAUGCCCAGCGCAUACAAAAGUGGACUAUUCUAAGAAAGGACUUCUCUGUUUCUGGAGGAGAGCUGGGUCCCACAAUGAAGCUCCGUCGCCCUGUUGUGUUGGAGAUGUACCACGAGGUCAUUGAGAGCCUCUAUCAGGAGUAG